Molecule: messenger RNA, 769 nt
Organism: Centropristis striata (black sea bass)
Lineage: Eukaryota; Metazoa; Chordata; Actinopteri; Perciformes; Serranidae
Product: collagen alpha-1(XXIII) chain-like
Exons: 2
Coding region: 329-769 (146 amino acids)
Source: RefSeq, a predicted model, not a curated record
CGCUGUGCAGAGCAGAGAGGAGAGAGAGGCUGGCUCAGGUUUCAGAGACGCGCACUGACGGCUGAGCUGCGGCACAUAGUGGGAUCUCUCAGAGAAGACGUAGCGAAUGGGACAAACGGAGCGGAACGCAGAGGAAUAAGAGUCUGUCCCUGUGAAUCAGGAACAUCAGUGACUGACUGAUGACAAGAAGAAAAAAGACAUCUGCAAAACUUUUUCCCCAACAGAAAGAGGCAGCCUCUUAAAAGUGGUCAGGAUUGCUCUUCUGCUGCGCUUCACCUGACCAACAUUGGGAUUUCCGUUUGGAUAAAACCAGAGUUAGAAGUGUAAAAUGGAUGAGGAUCAGAAGUGGGGAGUCGCUGGUAAGCCGGGUGAGGAGAGGAGGACUUGUGGCAAGCAGCAGUGGAGAAACUGGAGAGAUUUGCCAGGCCUAUUGAUUUGCAUUGCAGUAUCUGUUCUGUGCCUUGGAGUUGGCAUUGUGGUUUUUGUGCGGACCUCGGAGCUGCAGUCCAGGGUAUUAAGUCUGGAGCAGCGGGACGCGCAGCUCUCCGCGUGGAUGUUGUCUGUGGAACAGGUGGAGCCCGUUAUCCUGGGCCGACUGGAGCAGAUCCUCGAGGAGAAGCUUGCUGCGCGGCUACCAAAGACACGGGAGGUGAGGGAAGCUCCCCACAGCUGUCUCUGUCCCCCAGGUAAGGUCCCCUCUCCGUCCAUACACCUGUCCAUGUUUAUCUUUCUGACUCAUUCCGCUUCACGGGACACUGGACACAAGUGA